Cyclopterus lumpus (lumpfish) is the source of this 3247-nucleotide messenger RNA. RefSeq names its product prolyl 3-hydroxylase 2 (gene p3h2). Bases 160 to 2205 code for a protein of 681 amino acids. Lineage: Eukaryota; Metazoa; Chordata; Actinopteri; Perciformes; Cyclopteridae. Gene Ontology annotation, cellular component: endoplasmic reticulum. Gene Ontology annotation, biological process: collagen metabolic process. The transcript is spliced from 15 exons. The record is from RefSeq and is a predicted model, not a curated record. Gene Ontology annotation, molecular function: protein binding; L-ascorbic acid binding; procollagen-proline 3-dioxygenase activity.
UAAAGCAACAUUAUUUCCGCCCUGGUCCGGUGCCGUCCUGCGUAUCUCCGCGAGGAGCUUUUUUUUUUUAAAUGGACUCCAAAACGAGUCCGAGCUGAUCGUGGUCGUGACUGACAGUCCGCUCCUGUCGUUCCUCGCCGUCUGAACCGAAGAAGGAGGAUGGAUGGAACCUUUUCACCGGCCGCUAUCUUCUCAGCAUUCCUCCUCACGGUCGCGUUGUCAUCUCCAGCAGCCUCCCUGGAGCCAUACGACCUUUUGUACGACAGUGCGGUGCAGGCGUUUUACAAAGGCGACUAUACGAAUGUGGUGCGCUACAUGGAGGGAGCGCUCGGCAGCUACAAAGAAGUCCGGCGCACCAAAGUCCGGUGCCGCCUGAGGUGCCAGGACCAGCAUCCCUUUGAUGAAACCUUCUCGGACCUGCGCUUCGCCGACGUGGUCCUACGGAGAGCAGCGUGUAUGAACACUUGUAUCGAGGAGAAAAUUGGCACUCAGUCCGUGCAUAAAGUCAGCGAGGAUGUAGUGCAGGACUUCCAUCGGAGGAUCCCCUACAACUACCUUCAGCUGGCAUAUCAGAAGUUGAAGCAGCCUGACAAGGCAGCGGCGGCGGCUCACACUUAUUUCCAGGCCAACCCAGAACAUGUGGAGAUGGAUCAGAACCUGGAGCAGUACAAAGACCUGCAGGGCGUGGAGGAGGAGCACUUUGUGGACCGCGAAGCUCGGCCUCACCAGCGCUCCUUCGCAGCAGCAGUGAGCUUGUAUGAGAAAGGGGAGCAUGAAGGAGCCAUCGCUCUGUUUGAGGAGGCUGUGGUGGAGUACUAUAAAGCAGACUCCGAGUGCCGGGCCCUUUGUCAGUGGCCGCAGAGGUUCGAGGGCCACGACUACCUCCGCUACCGUUACAGCCUCCAUGAAGUCGUAUCAGAUCACUUCACUCAGGUGCUGCACUGUGAACACGAGUGCGUUCGAGACCUCGCCACCCGGCCGGGCCGCCUCUCGCCAAUGGAGAACUACCUGCCUCUGCACUACGACUACCUUCAGUUUGCCUACUUCCACGUGGACCGGCUGGAGGAGGCGCUCCAGUGCUCUCUGACCUACCUGUUAUUCCACGAGGGAGAGGAGUCCAUGACGGACAACGUGGAUUACUACAGAGAGACGCUGGCACACGAUGGCAAGCCAAGAGAGGAAGCUGCAUGGUACCUGAGGAGGCACAGACAGGAACUGGAGCUUCUUCUGAUUGGCAGUAAAACCAUGGGUGUGGAAUUUAUAGAAGGGAAUUACUGGAGCAGCACAGGUGGAAGGGAGGACUCAAACAGGAUUCCCUCCGGGACAGACGGCUGGAUGGAGUAUGUUCCCAUUUCAGACAAGAAGAACGUCACAGCCGCCGCUCAACAGCACCUCAAAGAAGGUGGCCCCUUGGUGUAUGACGACGUGCAGCUGGUGCAGAACUCUGCGGCCUUGAACGGGACCCAGCGAGUGCUGCUGGAUCAUGUUAUAUCUGAGGAGGAGUGCUCAGACCUCAGGCGCCUGGCUCAUGCUGUCACCAUGGCAGGAGACGGUUACAGAGGGAGGAUGUCUCCACACACUCCCAAUGAGAAGUUUGAAGGAGCCACUGUACUCAAAACCCUGCAGUACGGCUAUGAAGGCAGAGUGCCGAUGAGGAGCGCUCGCCUGUUCUACGACAUCAGCGAGCGAGCGAGACGGGUUAUCGAGUCUUACUUCCUGCUCAACGCUACCCUGCACUUCUCCUACACACACCUGGUGUGCCGGACAGCCAUCACAGGCCAGCAAGAUCACAGGAAUGACCUGAGCCAUCCCAUCCAUGCUGACAACUGUCUGUUGGACCCCGAGGCCAAUGAGUGCUGGAAGGAAGCACCAGCGUACACAUACAGAGACUACAGUGCACUGUUAUAUCUAAAUGGAGAUUUUGAAGGAGGGGAGUUCAUAUUCACAGAAAUGGAUGCCAAAACAGUCACGGCGUCAGUGAAGCCCUUAUGUGGCAGGAUGGUGGGUUUCUCAUCAGGAGGGGAGAAUCCACACGGCGUGAAGGCCGUUACGAGCGGGCAGAGGUGUGCUGUCGCUCUGUGGUUCACCCUGGACCCGCUCUUCAGAGAACUGGAGAGACUGCAGGCGGACGAGGUGAUCCAGGCGUUGGACACGCAGUCCGUGUGGGGUCAAGGCCUCAACAUCAACCCGAAAGAUGAACUGUAGAAGCUGCAGCAGUUCAUCCCCUUCUAUCAAAUCCUUCUAUAUAUUUUAACUAUUUAUUGAAUCGACCUCUGGAUCAGAACAAUUCUAUUUUUGUACUGUUUGAAGUGCAAGAUUAAUAAUAUUGUCAUUUUUGUGUUCUCGGUAGCGUUUUUUUUAAUGUUUCUCGACACAUAAGUACUUGAGUUUGCCUUUUUGUUCUUUGUCUUUCCCUCCAGUGACGGCUUCUAAAAACCCAACUCACUUUGUUUUGUUGUUCCUGGUAAGAAGUUUCAUGUCAGACUGAUCAUAGCUGUACUCUCACUGAACUGUGAAGAAUCCAAAGAGAAGAACGCCAAUUUUUGGUUUGCUUUGAGUUGUUCUUGUUCCGAACAACAUAUCUAAUGUUUUAGUUUUUUUAAUAAACACUAAGAAUACCUUACCUUAGUGUUCAGUAGUUCAAAAUAAUUCACAAAUGGUACUGUUUCAUAUGUUAUUACAAGCAGAGCCAGUAAAACAUAUAUUUUCAAUACAUAAGCGGUGCACUGUUUUUAAAAUGGUACUCAUACAAAAAGAGUUUAAGAAAGAGAUAUGUUCUAAUAUACUGAAUAUUGAAUGAUCAUGCACUCUGUCUUUCUCUGUGUGUCAUGUCUGAAAGUGAAAAUGUUUUCUGUCGACUACUUUGUCCACUUCUCACUCUCUCUUCCGGGCACGCGGAGCAGAAUAUACUGGUCAACAUGUUCACUGAUGUUUGUGUUUUACUUUUAUUUAUGACUUUUUAAUAAGAGACAGCUGCUGUCGUAACUGUCUGCAUUUAAUAUGAGGAACUUUUUUUCAUAAAAGAUGUCAAUCAUUCCUGUUUCAAGGAAUACGUAUUUGUAUCUAUCUUUUGUCUCUUUGUGUUUGUGUUGCCGAUACAGAUGAUAGGCCGAGUCUUGCACUGUAAACUCAAAGGAAAGAAACCAAGAGCAGCUUUCUUUCCGACAUCGAUUCAAACCGCUCACCAGAUGAAUCCUGUCGUUUUAUGAGGUUGGCCACUUAUGUUUCACUGAUAUUUAAUUCUGAA